ACACGUGGCUAAUUGUUGCAUGUAUCUGUGUAUAUUCUCUUGUUUCCACGUGUUCUUCCAUGUAACUCUCUUACCGAUCUCCCUUCACAAUUUGCUGGAAAACAAACAGACGGAUGUCUCGACUUCUUCAUCGGCUCCAACUCCUCCCUCCUCCUUCUCUAUUACAUUUGCAGUUCGAGCUUAGUCUGCUAUAGCGAAUGGGGAGGCUCGUCCCCAAGGACGAGAUGGGGAAUUACAGUGGAAGAGGAGUCGUAGGAGUCGCAUUAUACUGGUGGAAUGAGAUCCUGAACUCGGAACAAUGGCAGCAAGGCUUUUUCUAUUCUCUCUGCGCUUGUUAUUCCCUCGUUGCCCUCGUCGCCUUGGUACAACUUUCCCGGAUCCAAAUGAGAGUACCAGAAUAUGGUUGGACAACACAGAAGAUCUUCCACUUGAUGAAUUUUGUUGUCAAUGGAUUGCGUGCUAUACUCUUUGGGUUCUACAAAACUGUGUUUCUUCUCAAACCAAAAGUUGUUGCAAUGAUACUUCUGGAUCUUCCUGGACUUCUGUUUUUCUCAACAUACACAUUACUUGUGUUGUUUUGGGCAGAGAUAUAUCAUCAGGCAAGAAACCUUCCUAUAAAUAAACUUAGACCUGCUUAUUUUAUUGCCAAUGGAAUUAUAUACUUCAUACAGGUAAGCAUCUGGGUAUAUGCAAGAUUAAGCCAGAAGCUCAUUGCAGUGAAACUCGCGAAACUCUUUGUUUCAGUUAUUUCAUUCUUUGCUGCUCUUGGAUUCUUGAUAUAUGGUGGAAGGUUGUUUGUCAUGCUGAGACGCUUCCCAAUUGAAUCUAAAGGACGUCAAAAAAAGCUAAAUGAGGUUGGUGCUGUAACUGGGAUAUGCUGCAUGUGUUUCUUGAUAAGAUGCGUUGUGGUUACUCUAUCCGCAUUCGACAAAGAUGCCGACCUUUUUGUCCUCAGCCAUGCUUUUCUAAAUUUUGUUUAUUACAUGUUAGUAGAGAUUCUUCCGUGUUCUUUGGUACUCUUCAUCCUUCGGAAGCUCCCUCCAAGGCGUAUCUCUGAUCGAUAUCAUCCCAUUCAGUAAAGCUAGCAGUAAACAAAGUCUACUCCUCUUUACAAAUCACUGGAGGAAAGUUCCCCAUAAAGUUGCUUUGCCAUGGUUUUAUUUCAAUGGUCAGUUUUCUAGAGGCCGUUUCUUCUGUUAUUUUAUCCUUCUUUCUAGUGAAGCUUUUCUUUGUGAAAGGUAAGGGUUUUGAUGCUUUGAGAUAUUUUUGACGAAUAGUGUUUGUUUAAUCUCUAAGCAGUAUGACUAUGACCGAUAUUGUGGGGCUGGGGCAUAAGACGCAUUUUGUUGCUGGGAUGCCAAAGAUAUGGCUUACCUGCUGCAUGUCUUUAUGUAGAGCGGAUUGUUUUUUCUGAUCAUGGAGUUCGGUUCAGUGGGCCAUACCUUGAUAUGGUGCUUCUGAAGGAUCGCUCUUCCCAUCCGGGCAUUGUUUAUACUUUUCUCUAUCUGCUAUUAGCGGUAU
Messenger RNA from Nelumbo nucifera (sacred lotus), 1521 nucleotides. Its product is annotated as tobamovirus multiplication protein 1-like. The record is from RefSeq and is a predicted model, not a curated record. NCBI's taxonomy places the organism in Eukaryota, Viridiplantae, Streptophyta, Magnoliopsida, Proteales, Nelumbonaceae.